Zalophus californianus (California sea lion) is the source of this 5259-nucleotide messenger RNA. It is a transcript of the gene SLC35E4, whose product is annotated as solute carrier family 35 member E4. The record is from RefSeq and is a predicted model, not a curated record. Gene Ontology annotation, cellular component: Golgi apparatus. NCBI's taxonomy places the organism in Eukaryota, Metazoa, Chordata, Mammalia, Carnivora, Otariidae. Gene Ontology annotation, molecular function: antiporter activity.
GCCUGUCACGGAGACACGAAGUGAGGAAGCCACAGGCCCCUCCCACAGAGAGGAGACUGGCAGUGGCAGGUCUCAGGCCGGGCCGGAGAGAGAGGGUGGAUGGGAAGGACAGGGAUGCCCCUGCACUGGGCUUUCGAGGGCGCACGAACUGGGUGUGAUCUGCCCUCCAAAGGGACGAUUUAGUCAGGGUGUGUUUGGCUCUGAGGAGCAGAAAACUACUGAAUCCUACUCAAAUCAAGCCCACCAACUCAGGGGCAGCCACGGGUGGUAGGGAAACAGACGUUGGGGCUCAAAGUUCCAUCACCUCCACAAUGCUCACUAGUCUGUCUUUUCCCCCAUCAGCUUCUUCAGAGUGUGGCCCCAGCAGUGACUCUGUCACCUUCCAGUUCAAUUCCCCAGCCCCCUCUCACUUCCUCAGCCUAUGUCCCAAAGCCUAGAGAGGGGGUCUGCCCAGCCCAGCCCCGCCUGUGGAUUCUGGGCCAGGUGUCUAGCCUGGUACAAUCUACUGGACCGUGAGAAGGGGUGUGGGUGAGAGCAUAAGCAUGUCUGGUGCAGAGCCCCAUAGUGAGAGUCUGAUAAACAGGCUCCCCCUGGGGACUGGGGACCAGCUUUGUGUCUAGCCUGCACUUAGAUCUGUAGACCUCCAGACAGACCAAUUCCCCUCUCUCACAGCCAUGGGAUGGCGCCUGGAUUUGCUUAGCAUGUUCAUGCCUGUGAGCUCAUCAUGUCACAGGUGGGGAAACAGGCCCUAGCAGUGAAAUGAUUUAUCUAGGAACAUGCAGUGACGAGAGGAGAGGUCUGUCCCACAGCCUCUGCAGCCCAGUUGCUAGGAACGGGUUCUUCUCCUGCUCCUGGUGCCUCCCAGAGUCCCUCCCUGAAUCACCUACUUCCAGGUUGGGGCCCCAAAGGGCAGCAAUCAGAUCGGAUCUGAGGGAUUUGGGAGUCUGUGGGCAAGGGCAGCCUGCUCUGGGCUGCUCUGGGCUUUUGGAUGGACCCCAGGGACAGGAAGGGAGCCCCCUGCCCCCAUUUUUGCACAAGGGAAAAUCCUAUGGAGAGUCUUGCUGUCUACAAGUCAAGGCAGGUUAAAAACUAGGGCUCUGGACCCAGACAGACCUAGUCUGAAUCUCCCACCAGCACUCAGGCUGCACAACCCCUGCUUUGAGCUGUGCCCUCGGCCUCUCCCUUCCCCCUCCACCGCAGUGUGGGCAGCUCUCUCCAUCCCAUCAUGGCCCACUCAGGCCUCGUCUUGAAUAAUCCUCUAACCCACCCCUUAUCAGGCAGGGCAGGUAGGAGCUGCUUUGUGGCAGUCUUGGAGGAGUUGUAAACACUGCCUACCACUCCCUGCUAGCUCAGCUCUGAGAAAGGGUGUUUACCUAGUUUUUAAAGUAUUAUUAUUAUUAUUUUUAAUUAAAGGAAAUUUCCUGGAAAACUGACAUCUCAAAAAGAAUAUAACCCUUAGACGGCACUGAUUCCUCUUCUUCAGGAAGUAUGGGGGGAGGGAGGUUGCUCUCUUGGCUAGCUCAGCUUCUCUCCCACAACCCCUCCUGGAGAAACCCUGUCUAAAUACCCCCUUAUUUUAGUCCUUGACCUGAAAAUCCUUUGCCCUACAAUUUGGACUAUUAAGCAGCUAUUUGCAGGCUCCAGCAGGCAUCGGAAUCACCAGAGGCAAAUGUAAAAAUGCAGAUUCCUGGGCCCACCAGAGAGCGUCUGAUUCAGCAGGUCUCCGGUGAAGCUGGGGGCGGGUGUCGGGGGGUGCGGGGGCGGGAGUGCGGAGGACACAGAUGGUGCUAAUCCUUGUCCAGUGAUUAUGAUGGGGCUUGAGGGGCACUUGUCAUUCCACAGUCUUACCACGAGAGGGCGCCGCGGACCGAGCUAAGUGGUUACCCUCUGCGGUCUUGUUCCUCCCGACAGGCUGCUGUCUUCAGCCCUUUGCGGUCUUGUUUCCUCCCGACAGGCUGCUGUCCUCAGGACUUGCUGAUCAGACAACAGGCUAAGGGUGAGCCGUGUUCCGGUGGGCAGCUUCCGCAGGGAAGGAAGCCCGACGUCAGGAAAGACGCUCGCAGCUGGCUGUGGGCACCUACCUGCGCCAGGCAUUCCACCUUGGUUCUUGCGCACUUGGGUUCCGGAGCUCAGAGAGUCCAGUGUCCAGCCUGGAAUCCGAUUCAGCUUGUUCUGCUCUGGGGUGCGCGGUUUCCCCAACCCUGAGCAAAGAGAGCAUCCGUCGUUUAGAUGGGAAAGCAGAGACCCAGGCAGCGGCAAGGGCUUAGUGGCAGCUGCUCUGGCUGCCAGCCCACCCAGGGCUCUUUGUCCUGCUAGGGCUGGGGGCAGAGGGUGGACCCCAGGAAGUCCAGCUGUGAGUCAGUUCUGAGUGCCCAGGAGCUGCUGGCCAGGGAUAGAUGCUGGCUGGUACCCCGCUUCCACAAAUGUGGGUGGCCUUGGUGAUUCAGUUCCCGGUGUCUGCCUAGAGGGGGCCGGCCCUGGGCUGGGACAGGAAGGAAGCGUGGGAGUAGGGAGGGGCUAUGGAGGGGCCUUAAGGGGCCCGGUGGUCCAACUCGUCUGGAUGCUGAGGUCUCACGGAAUAACUGCGGCCAGAGAUCGGGUGGCCCCGAGACUGGUCCUGGGAUGAGGGUCCCUGGGCGGGGGUCCUUGAAGUUGCAGUCCCCGGUGAAGCUGGGGGUUUUAUUGGGCUCCCUCAGAAAGGCACCUCAUUGUCCCCGCACUGCAUAGGUCUCUACGGGGGGCUUGCCUUGGCGCUGGAUAUGGAGAGGCCUGAUUCCCCACUGCUAGGGGAGAGGGGACAGGCAGCCUGGCCACUCCAUCUGGGGGGCUCUGCUGAUGGGGGACUGCUAGGCGGAUGCGGGGGGGGCUGUGAGCGGGCGGCUUGGGGGAGGAGCGAGACAUCCCUCCCGGCUCCGGGGGCGGGGCCUAGCCAGGGGCGGUGCUGGGGGCUCAGCUCAACUUUCCGGGUGGGGCGCGGGCGGCGGCGGUGGAGGGGGCCUAAGAGCGCGGGGCCUCGCCCGCGGGGCCCACCGGGGCUGAAGCCUGGCUGGAGCUGCUGCAGGAGCCGGAGCCGGAGCCCGAGCUGCCGAGAGCCGGAGCCGCCAGGAGCCGGAGCUGGAGCGCAGGCCUCUGCCAGAGCCUAGCCGAGCCGAGCUCAUCGCCGGGCACCGGCCUGAGCGCGGGCCGGUGUGUCAGCUAGCCGCUGGGCCUGGGCGCACUUGUCGGAGGGAGCGAGCCGCGACCACCAGGCACCACCGGGAGCCGGUUCCCGGAUCGCCCCUGCCAGGCCUGGGCCCGGCCUGAACGAGCAGUGGGUCGCGGGGUCUGGACCGAAGAGAAAAAGGAACGAGGAUUCCACCUAAUCGUGGAAUCGGCUUCAAAGCGGGAAGAAGAGUGGAGACUUCACCUGGGACCGGGCAGAGGUGCCUGCAGCUUACUAGGCCAGGCUUGAGCACCGGAGAGGCUGGCAUGCCAGCCGCUCGGCCUGGGUUCUGCCCUGCCUGAGCCAGGAGUACCGCAUAGCUCCUGGACCUUGGCUGGCACAGGCCUGGUACAAGAAGCAGUGCCCAUCUGUCUGAGGAAUUGCGCUCGGGCCUGGCCCAGAGUGGGACUCUUCGGUGGCCCAGAGCUGGUCACUGGGGAGCCGUCCUCCUGCCCCGGACCCACUGGUACGGAUGUGUCGCUGCCCCCUGGAGCACCAUGACGGCAGGAUGACCUCAGCGGAGGCAGUGGUUAGUGGUGCUCGGGCGGCUGGGUCCCCCGAGUGGCCGCCCGACACCCGGCAGGCCCUUGGGCGGCCUGGCCGGGUUCGGGUGGCCGUGGCAGCUCUGGUGUGGCUGCUGGCAGGGGCCAGCAUGUCGAGCCUCAACAAGUGGAUCUUCACUGUGCAUGGCUUUGGACGGCCCCUGCUGCUCUCCGCCCUACACAUGCUGGCAGCAGCCUUGGCGUGCCGCUGGGGGGCACAGCGCCCCAUGCCCCGCCGCACUCGCCUCCAAGUGCUGCUGCUCAGUCUCACCUUCGGCACCUCGAUGGCUUGUGGCAACGUGGGCCUGAGCGCUGUGCCCCUGGACCUGGCACAGCUGGCCACCACUACCACGCCACUGAUCACGCUGGCCCUGUCCGCGCUGCUGCUCGGCCGGCGCCACCACCCACUGCAAUUUGCCGCCAUGGGCCCCCUCUGCCUGGGGGCAGCCUGCAGCCUGGCCGGGGAGCUCCGGACACCGCCUGCUGGCUGCGGCUUCCUGCUGGCUGCCACCUGCCUCCGCGGCCUCAAGUCCAUCCAGCAGAGUGCCCUGUUGCAGGAGGAGAGUCUGGACGCGGUGACCCUGCUGUAUGCCACCUCGCUGCCCAGCUUCUGCCUGCUGGCGGGUGCGGCCCUGGUGCUGGAGGCGGGCGUAGCCCUGCCGCCCGCUCCCACCAGCUCCCAGCUCUGGGCCUGCGUCCUGCUCAGCUGCCUGCUGUCCGUGCUCUACAACUUGGCCAGCUUCCUGCUGGCUCUCACCUCCGCCCUCACCGUCCACGUCCUGGGCAACCUCACUGUCGUGGGCAACCUCAUCCUGUCCCGACUCCUGUUUGGCAGCCGCCUCAGUGCCCUCAGCUACGUGGGCAUUGCACUCACCCUUUCAGGAAUGUUCCUUUACCACAACUGCGAGUUUGUGGCCUCCUGGGCUGCCCGCCGGGGCUUCUGGAGGAGGGGCCGGACUGGCAAAGGUCUUUGAGACCUAGGGGAACACCUGGGCUCCCUGGGACAGCCCAGCCUGAAUCCAACCUUGGCCAGUGGCCAUGGGAAAAGCAGAAAGCAGGCAGCCACUGGGGCCAGGGGAGAGAGAGAGGGGCCUUCUGGAAGGGCCACCUUGGAGGCUGGAAUGGGGAUUCCCGGAGAGAACCACCUCCUGUCCCUUGCCUGCCUCUGACCACAGACCUCACUCACCACUGGAUGGUGGGUCCAGACCUAGCACAGUCACUGUGCUUCUCGGACUGAUUAUUAGGAUGAGCAUCAACUACUACUCCAAAAAUUGCUGGCCAAACUUUGAAAACUUCACCAUGUUCUGAUGACGACGAUGAUGAUUCUUGGCAAUUGCACAAUCCUUCCUCCAGGAAGUGGGGGAGGCAGCUAGGGGGCCCAGGGAAGGGUCUCUUUGUUGCUGGGAUCCCCUGGGGAUUGGGGUCAUCUGCCAACUCCAGGCAGCUGCUGUAGCCUCACCCCUGGGCCCCCCAGUUUUGGGUCUUCCAUUCUCAAAUAAACUAUUUUUGCUUGUA